AUGCGUGACUGGAAGAGGCAGGGCUUCAAACCCACCUGCUUCUCAACCCUGAGUUAUCUUCUCAGUCGUCACGCCCACCACGUAGUAAUGGUGCGAAAGGCCGCUGACCUUGACUUUCAUAGGACGCCACGAUUGGAUCUUACAAGGAAUCCAACACAGGAGGAGAAGCCAAUGAGGGUUGAAGAGGAUGAGGUGGUGAAGACAAGAGCAAAGUCACCACAACUACACCAACCACCACGCAGUGCCCUUCACAGACAAUACAUGGAAUGGAUGAGAGCGAUGCUGGAAGUGGCAGAAGAUGGUUAUGGUGAGGAAGGAGGAAGAGAGCAGAAAUUCUAG
Molecule: messenger RNA, 339 nt
Organism: Echinococcus granulosus
Lineage: Eukaryota; Metazoa; Platyhelminthes; Cestoda; Cyclophyllidea; Taeniidae
Exons: 2
Coding region: 1-339 (112 amino acids)
Source: RefSeq, a predicted model, not a curated record